Molecule: messenger RNA, 1536 nt
Organism: Chaetomium globosum CBS 148.51
Lineage: Eukaryota; Fungi; Ascomycota; Sordariomycetes; Sordariales; Chaetomiaceae
Exons: 2
Coding region: 1-1536 (511 amino acids)
Source: RefSeq, a predicted model, not a curated record
AUGGCCGCGUCCCUGCGUGCGGCGUGUGUACCCGCGACGUUCAGCGACCUAGGCCUAUUUGGCGCCGAAGUGCUCUCUAUCAAUACUGCACUCGUAACCAAUUACACGGCUUCUUCGGCUGAUCUUAUAAGAGGCACCCAGCCUUCGACAGAAAUUCACAAUGCAACCUUCUGCAACGUCACCGUAUCCUACACACACCCGGGACAAGAAGACAAACUAUUUGUCGAAACCUGGUUACCCAUUGAGAACCCAACGUGGAACGACCGUCUGCAGGCAUCUGGGGGUGCGGGCUGGGCGGCCGGCCGCCAGGCUGUCACUUAUGAGAUGAUGGUUGGGUCACUCGCCGAUGGCUAUGCGUCAACCACAACGGACGCCGGGCUCGGGAACAACCUGGAUCCCGCGGUUUGGGCUGUGAAAAGCCCUGGAAACAUCAACUGGUACAAUGUCAACAACUUUGCCUCUGUGGCCCUCAAUGAUCAGGCCAUCAUUGGCAAAGACGUCGUUGAAAGCUUCUACGGCAGGCCCGCAGCCUAUUCGUAUUUCAACGGCUGUUCCCAGGGCGGCCGCCAGGGGAUGAUGCUGGCCCAACGGUACCCCACAGCAUAUGACGGUAUCACGGCGGGCGCCCCCGCCAUGUACUUGCCCCGGACGGCACCGGCGAUGUAUUGGCCGCAGGAAGUGAUGAACAUGUUGAACAACUACCCGUACGGGUGCGAGCUAGAGGCCAUUACCGCUGCCGCCAUUUCCGAGUGCGAUGACCUCGACGGUGUAGUCGACGGCAUCAUCUCGGACAUCGACGCCUGCCUCGCCGCUUUCAACCCCUCCAAACUCAUCGGCACCCCGGUCCCUAACUGCCGCCAGGCGGGCAAUGAGACGGUCAAGAUCGGUACUGCCGCGACGGUGAUCGCCAAUGCCACUUGGCACGGCGUCAUCACAGCUAACGGGGCCUGGACCUGGUAUGGUCUAGGCCCGGGCACAGAUAUCAGCAACGAGGGUCUCACCGCACUUAGCAUAGCAGGCACCGCGGCAACAAAGUGCGACUCUGGUGUUUGCGUUGGCCGGCCAAACCAAUUGGCGGUUGACUGGCUGGAGGCAUUCGUCGGAAAGGGAGACCCCAGCUUGGACAUCUCGAAGUUAACAUACAGCCAGUUUGAUGACAUGGUACAUUCUGGCCGUCAGAUUUACGGCUCUUUUGAGAGCGCUGACCCGGACCUUUCUCGCUUCCGCGAUGCUGGUGGUAAGCUGUUAAGUUGGCACGGCCUGAAAGACACUUCCGACUUCUACCGUCAUUACGAGUUCCCCGGAUUGGGACAUUGCUUUGAUCGCGCAAGCGGCCAGCCUACCAGCCUCUUUGAUCAGCUCCGGACUUGGGUUGAGAACGGGACCGCGCCGGAACAUACACCUGUUGAUGUCAAGGUGCUUGACGGAUCCAUUCAGCAUCGUAUCGUUUGCCCGUACCCACAGGUCGCAAAGUUUCAGGAGAAGGGAUGCGAGGACCCCGCCGAAGCGAGUUGUUGGUCCUGCGAAGCAGCGUAG